Molecule: messenger RNA, 5476 nt
Organism: Hyaena hyaena (striped hyena)
Lineage: Eukaryota; Metazoa; Chordata; Mammalia; Carnivora; Hyaenidae
Gene: PKP1
Product: plakophilin 1
Exons: 14
Coding region: 313-2496 (727 amino acids)
Biological process (GO): cell-cell adhesion; cell-cell junction assembly; intermediate filament bundle assembly
Cellular component (GO): cytoplasm; plasma membrane; nucleus
Molecular function (GO): cadherin binding
Source: RefSeq, a predicted model, not a curated record
GCUCCCGCAGCGGCAGCGCCCCUGCAGCGCGGCACCCGGCGGCGGCGCGCAGCCAGUGGAGUGGGUGGUGCAGGGCAGGGGUGGUAUAUCCAGUCUGACCGAGGGCGGGCCCCGCCAGUGCCAGCCGAGGGACGAGCCGGGGUGGAGGCGCCAGGAGCCGCCGCCGGGAGCCUCACGCGGACCUCUCACUCUAUGGCCCUGGGGAGCCGCUGAGCGCCAGCAGAGCCGCGCCCGCCCGCCCGCCCGCCGCACCUCGCCGCCCCUCGCCGCCCCUCUCGGCUCUCGCACGCCCGGCCCGCGCCUCCCGCCGCCAUGAACCACUCGCCGCUCAAGACCGCCUUGGCCUACGAAUGCUUUCCCGACCAGGACAACUCGACGCUGGCUCUGCCGUCGGACCAAAAGAUGAAGACCGGCACGUCGGGCAGGCAGCGCGUGCAGGAGCAGGUGAUGAUGACCGUCAAGCGGCAGAAGUCCAAGUCUUCCCAGUCGUCCACCCUGAGCCACUCCAACCGAGGUUCCAUGUAUGAUGGCUUGGCCGACAAUUACAACAACUAUGGGACCACCAGCCGGAGCAGCUACUAUUCCAAGUUCCAGGCGGGGAAUGGCUCAUGGGGAUAUCCGAUCUACAACGGGACCCUCAAGCGGGAGAAUGACAACAGACGCUUCAGCUCUUACAGCCAGAUGGAGAACUGGGGCCGGCACUACCCACGGGGCAGCUGUAACACAACGGGCGCCGGCAGUGACAUCUGCUUCAUGCAGAAAAUCAAGGCGAGCCGCAGCGAGCCCGACCUCUACUGUGACCCGCGGGGCACCCUGCGCAAGGGCACACUGAGCAGCAAGGGCCAAAAGACCACCCAGAACCGCUAUAGCUUCUACAGCACCUGCAGUGGCCAGAAGACUGUCAAGAAGUGCCCCGUGCGCCCGCCCUCCUGCACCUCCAAGCAGGACCCGGUGUACAUCCCACCCAUCUCCUGCAACAAGGACCUGUCCUUCGGCCACUCGAGGGCCAGCUCCAAGAUCUGCAGUGAGGACAUUGAGUGCAGUGGGCUGACCAUCCCUAAGGCUGUGCAGUACCUGAGCUCCCAGGAUGAGAAGUACCAGGCCAUCGGGGCCUAUUACAUCCAGCACACCUGCUUCCAGGAUGAAUCAGCCAAGCAACAGGUCUAUCAGUUGGGAGGCAUCUGCAAGCUGGUGGACCUCCUGAGGAGCCCCAACCAGAACGUCCAGCAGGCUGCAGCCGGGGCCCUGCGUAACCUGGUUUUCCGGAGCAUCACCAACAAGCUGGAGACCCGGAGGCAGAAUGGGAUCCGAGAGGCUGUCAACCUCCUGAGGAGAACUGGGAGCACAGAGAUCCAGAAACAACUGACUGGGCUGCUCUGGAACCUGUCUUCCACUGAUGAGCUGAAGGAGGAGCUCAUCGCUGAUGCCCUGCCUGUGCUGGCUGAUCGGGUCAUCAUCCCCUUCUCUGGCUGGUGUGACGGCAACAGCAACAUGGCCCGGGAAAUAGUGGACCCUGAGGUCUUCUUCAAUGCCACAGGCUGCUUAAGGAACCUGAGCUCUGCCGAUGCAGGCCGCCAGACCAUGCGAAACUACACGGGGCUCAUUGAUUCCCUUAUGGCCUAUGUCCAGAACUGUGUAGCUGCCAGCCGCUGUGAUGACAAGUCUGUGGAGAACUGCAUGUGUAUCCUGCACAACCUCUCCUACCGCCUGGAUGCCGAGGUGCCCACCCGCUACCGCCAGCUGGAGUAUAAUGCCCGCAACGCCUACACUGAGAAGGCCUCCACCGGCUGCUUCAGCAAUAAGAGCGAUAAGAUGAUGAACAACAACUAUGACUGCCCCCUUCCGGAGGAAGAGACCAACCCCAAGGGCAGCAGCUGGUUGUACCACUCAGAUGCGAUCCGCACCUACCUGAACCUCAUGGGCAAGAGCAAGAAAGAUGCCACCCUGGAGGCCUGUGCUGGUGCCCUGCAGAACUUGACUGCCAGCAAGGGGCUGAUGUCCAGUGGCAUGAGCCAGCUGAUUGGGCUCAAGGAAAAGGGCCUGCCACAAAUCGCCCGCCUCCUGCAAUCUGGCAACUCGGAUGUGGUGCGGUCUGGAGCCUCCCUCCUGAGCAAUAUGUCCCGCCACCCUGUGCUGCACAGAGUGAUGGGGAACCAAGUAUUCCCAGAGGUGACCAGGCUUCUCACCAGUCACACUGGGAACACUAGCAACUCGGAAGACAUCCUGUCCUCGGCCUGCUACACUGUGAGGAACCUGAUGGCCUCGCAGCCGCAGAUGGCCAAGCAGUAUUUCACCAGCAGCAUGGUCAACAAUGUCAUCAACCUGUGCCGCAGCAGCGCCUCGCCCAAGGCCGCAGAAGCUGCCCGCCUCCUCCUGUCUGACAUGUGGUCCAGCAAGGAGCUACAGGGUGUCCUCAGACAGCAAGGUUUGGAUAGGAACAUGCUGGGAUCCUUAACUGGGCCAAACAGCUUCCGGAACUUCACCUCCCGAUUCUAAGAAGGGGCUGCUCAAGCAAGUACAGAUUGUAGGAGUGGUGUGAUCCAGCUGAGAAGACCUCAGGCCUUGCUGGACGGGCGACUCUGUCCACCCUGUGCGAUGUUUGGAAAAGUUCAAAUCCAAUCGAAAGGAAACCUGAAAACUGUGGAUGAUGGAAAUAUUUUUAGAUUUUUUUUUUUUCCUUGGGGGAACUGGCAGCCAGGGAGGGUUGGGAAGGGGGGGGAACUUCUCUUGAGUUAAAGGGGCUUAUGUUUCAUGUCAAUACUUCUUUCUCUGAGAAAUGAUAUAUAUGUAUAUAUAUGUACGUAUCAUAUAUAUAUAUGCAUAUAUAUACAUACAUAUAUAUAAUGUAAGUGUGUAUGUGUGUGCAAGAAUGACCACAAAGUGCAAAAAGCGAAGUAAGCUGUUACUGCAGCUCAUGAGGUGGUGAAAAGGACUCUCCCAUGUUUCUUACUCGUAGGCAGGGGCUUCCGUGCUUUUUGUUUAGCUCCCCGUAGUUCCCAAAAUGUGCCGUGCCAGGGCAGGCGGCCCGCACCAGGGUCGGGUCCACAGGAAGUCUUGCAAGGGAGCCAUGGAGUGGGGGAGGUAAGGGGGGGUAAGGGGGAGUGACUGGGCCUGGGGCCAACCUCCCCCCUUAAGAGGCAGCUUUGCAGGAAGGGAGGCUGGCCAGGCUGCUGAAGUCCAGUGUAUCUCGUGGGAAAAUCUAGCUGUCUGAUAGUGCGCCCUUCCCGCAAAGCCCCGGGGCCUGGGGCUGGACGGGGUUGGGGCUCUGGAGGCCAGGGGAGGACAGUCACCUUUGCUUUGCUACCUGAAGUCUGUUCUGGGGGAGUAGGAGCCUGAGAGAUGGGGCUGGCCAUUCUCUUGGGCUGUGAAACCGGUCAGAGGAGGCUCAGCCUAUAAAGCACCUGCCUUCAGAGGCUUGUCAUCUACCUGUUUCAGGAGAAAGAAGGCAAAAUGAUGCCCGAAGCUAAAGAACUGUUCAGGACACGGCUGUUUGGUCGUCAUAUUCCCAACAGCAACGGGGACAAGCUGGGGCCAGACAGGGGCCUGCUCCAGGCUCCAGUGGGACAGCAGCUGUUUGGAAACUAGCCAGGAGGACACUUCCCUGUGGGUCUGAUAAGACUCAAGUGAGAGAGUGUUUUGGGUCCCAGAAGACUUUGAAGUUGGGCAUUUGGAUAGACCAGGAAGGGGAACUGUCAAAUCAGGGCCCCGAUGAGCCCAAGCCCCAGCCAGUGGCCAUCCCCACCUUCCCCUGAAGCCCAGCCAUCCUGCUCUUCACUGUGUCUUUGGGAAAACCACAGAGGAUGUGAUCAAAGGGGCUUAUCUGGGACACCGGCUGCACCCAAGACCCCAGACUCUUGCGCAUUUCAGAUGAGAAGUAGUAGAAGGACCCCCUCAGGGCCCCAGGGGAAAGCUUGCUGUACAUAGCCCUUAGUAUACUGUAAGAUAGAGAGAACUUUCCUUUCUGCCUCCGCCACCCGUACUAGCGUUGUUGGUGUCAGAUAGGAAUUAACUGCCUGGUCCAGAUCCUUCUCUAGAAGAAUAGAAGGUGCUGCUCAUCCUACAUUCCUCCUCAUCCUCCUCCCAGGUCCGCUGCCUGCCCCCCGGCCUCCACCACCCCCCAAUCCAACCCCACUUCUUGCCCCCGCAGUCGGAAUUGAAACGUACCUUUCUGAACUAAGGAUGUACCUAUUAAGAGAUGUGACAACUGAGAUGUGAUCAGCCAUGUGAUGACAGGCCAUUUCACCAGGUCUGUGAUGCCCUCCCUCCCUUUUGCUCAUGGUGGAAGGCCCUCCUCCUGGCUCAUCCCUCUCUCUCAGGAGCCACAAGGGAGCCUGGUCCCAUCAGAUAGUCUGGGGGGAGGGAGGGGUAGGUCCCAGGAUGACUCCUCUGCCAGUCACCGGGGCUCAGAGGAAUUCAUUUCUUAAAAAAAUAUGUAUGAUGCACCAAUACAUACCAGGCAGUGUUCUGGGAUCUCAGGAUACAUCAGGGAAUGAAACAGACCAAGCCCUGUCCUCAUGUACAUUAUGUUCUCCAGGAGGAAGGAGACACGGGGUGUUUGGCCUUGGGGACCCCUCCCCCAGUGUGAAAGGACUGUCCACUCCCAUCAGAGCAAGAGGGAAAUAGCGCACUCCCAGGGAGUCUGUGACAGCCUUUCCCCUAGUGCUGUCCUGACCUCCUGCCAUUCCUCUUUGCCGUUCUUCUGUUCCAGCUGUGCUGAAGACCCAGGUGGACCCGGCCCUCUGCCUUGAGGAAUGGUGGGUGGAGGUGGACAGGUAGGCCGGGCCUGAUUUUGUAAGCUCUCUAGUGCUUUCUCAGGCCGGCCAGCUGGGCCUGUCACCUGGGCCUCUGGCCCAGGCCUGUCACUUUGGAAGAGGCAAAACUGAGAGAGUCCUGAGGAUGCAUUUCCUAAAGACGGGGAGGAAGUGGGUGGCCCAGGCAUGGCUCAGUAUCUAAAGCCCACGUUGGCCUCAUGCUAUUGGGGUUGACGCCCCAAACAAGACAUUCCAAUUUGAGGGCAAUGAGGAGGGACAUAGACCACCCAGUCACACCUUGUCCCUGCCCAGACCCCAGGGUCUCUUGUGCUUAACACAGAUCCAGUCACUGGCCACCAGCAGCCUGUCCAGUGGGAGCCAGACCAGCAAUGAACCCCAUGCUUCUCCUGGUGAUGCAGUGGGGGGGUGUCACCAGUCAUGUGAGGACACUGAUGUUCUCUCUCAGCCACCCCAGAGCCUGAAAGGUGGGAUGGCUCUGACAAGGAAGCCUGGGACAGUGGGAUGGGCAGGGGCAGAUGGGCAGAGGGAAGCCCAGCGGAUGGUUCUGUGAGGUGCCCUGGAGCCCUUCCAGAGCCCAUUCUCCCCUCUGCCCCGUGUUUGUGUAAGAGCCUUGUGCUGGCCAAGCCCAGUUUCUCUGUGUGUGCACUAUGUGUUUGCUUUUUUGGAAAUAUAGAAAAUCAAUAAAUUGCUGGCAUUUCUUUGAA